Jatropha curcas is the source of this 895-nucleotide messenger RNA. It is a transcript of the gene ATGP4, whose product is annotated as Ubiquitin family protein. Gene Ontology annotation, molecular function: protein binding. NCBI's taxonomy places the organism in Eukaryota, Viridiplantae, Streptophyta, Magnoliopsida, Malpighiales, Euphorbiaceae. The record is from RefSeq and is a predicted model, not a curated record.
AAACUGCGUCGUUUGGUGUCGGUUUGUCUUCUUCAGUUCACCAACAAAGCACUAACAUUCUUCUCAAAAACCAGCCAUAGAAGAAAAACUAGAUAAAGAAAGGUGUUUGUUUCACUGAGCCUUACCGGAAAAUCUAAAAAGGGUCAAAACUUGAUCAGCUUAGCCCUAAAUCCUAAUCAAUUCAGAUAUCAGAGGUGUAUUACGUGGAAGUAAUAGAUUGGAGAAGAAAGUCAAGUCAAAUCAGAUGCCGGAGGAGGACUUAGUUGAUCUAAAGUUCAGGCUUUACGAUGGGUCCGACAUCGGACCGUUCAGGUACUCAUCGGCGUCGACGGUGGAUAUGCUUAAGCAGAGAAUUGUAUCCGAUUGGCCCAAAGGUAAAACUGUCACUCCAAAAGCAGUGAAUGAAGUGAAAUUGAUCAACUCAGGUAAAAUUUUGGAUAACAACAAAACUCUUGGCCAGUGUAGAACACCUUUUGGUGAAGCUGCUGGGGGGGUCAUAAUAAUGCAUGUCGUUGUACAGCCAUCUCUAGCAAAAUCGAAAACAGAAAAAAAGAUCGAUAAUUCUCCCAGGAAACUGGUGUGCUCCUGUUCCAUUUUAUGAAGGCAAAUAAGUAGAUAUAUGGGAAAAUGCUUUAGGUACAGUGAUUGUUUUCUUUGAAACAUCCCGUCUCAGAUGUUGCAGUGUUGUCCAUAAAUACUUCCAUCAAAAAAGAAAAAAAAAUGUUGAUGUGUUUAUAUUUCCUUACACCGUAACCCUCUUCUUUGGUUUGUUUGUUUAAGACAUUCAAUGCUUUGUAGUAGUGACAGAAAGAUGUAUAGAACCAUUGAUGUAAGGACAAGAUCAACAAUCAAAUUUCAAAGAUUAAUACCUAUAUUGAUGUUAUUACAGAAUAAA